GAAUAUUUCUAGACGCAGCGUAUGAUUCACCAACCUCAGAUCUCUGUGUCUUAUGUUUUCGUCUUUGGAAUACGGACGAGAAUGCGAGAAAUUAGAGCGGAAACGGCUUUUGUUUUAGGAAAUCCAAAGAGGGGUGGUGUGUGAGGUCUUCCAAUUUGUGCUUUCCCAACGACUCCUGCCAAACCAUUGCCUCGGUUUUGAUAAUAUACACAGCUGUAACUGACUGGCACCAUAGGAGGUGAUUUCAGAAGAUAAUCAUUCGGAAUAUGUCAGGACCAGUUCCAAGUCGAGCUAGAGUUUACCCAGAUGUAAACACACAAAGACCUAGAGAGUACUGGGACUACGAAUCACAUGUAGUUGAGUGGGGAAAUCAAGAUGACUAUCAGCUGGUGAGGAAACUGGGCAGAGGCAAAUACAGUGAAGUGUUUGAAGCCAUUAACAUCACAAAUAAUGAAAAAGUAGUUGUCAAAAUACUUAAGCCAGUGAAAAAGAAGAAAAUUAAGAGAGAAAUCAAGAUUCUAGAAAAUCUUCGAGGGGGGCCCAAUAUAAUUACUCUACUAGAUAUUGUCAAAGAUCCAGUUUCUCGAACACCAGCACUGGUCUUUGAACAUGUGAACAACACAGAUUUCAAGCAAUUAUAUCAGACAUUAUCAGAUUAUGACAUUCGAUUCUACAUGUAUGAAAUAUUAAAGGCUCUGGAUUAUUGUCAUAGUAUGGGAAUUAUGCACAGAGAUGUCAAACCACACAAUGUCAUGAUUGAUCAUGAACACAGAAAGCUCCGACUCAUAGACUGGGGUUUGGCAGAAUUUUAUCAUCCAGGACAAGAAUAUAAUGUCAGAGUUGCAUCCAGGUACUUUAAGGGACCGGAGCUACUGGUAGACUACCAGAUGUAUGACUAUAGUUUAGACAUGUGGAGUUUAGGCUGCAUGCUGGCCAGCAUGAUUUUCAGAAAGGAACCUUUCUUUCAUGGACAUGACAAUUAUGACCAGCUUGUACGAAUUGCUAAAGUGCUCGGCACAGAAGACUUGUAUGAUUAUAUUGAUAAAUACAACAUUGAGCUAGAUCCUCGGUUUAAUGAUAUUUUGGGAAGGCAUUCCCGUAAAAGAUGGGAGCGUUUUGUACAUAGUGAAAACCAGCAUUUGGUGAGCAAUGAAGCUCUUGAUUUUCUUGACAAAUUGCUCCGUUAUGAUCAUCAAGCCCGUCUCACAGCUAGAGAGGCAAUGGAACAUCCUUAUUUCUACCCAAUAGUAAAAGACCAGGUCAGAAUGGGUUCUUCGUCUGGAAUGUCUGCUGGUAACACCCCAGUUAGUUCCUCCAGUAUGAUGGCAGGUAUUACAUCAAUGUCCUCGUCACAGCCUUUGGGUAACCUUGCUGGAUCUCCUGUCAUCUCCUCUCCAAAUACUUUGGGUACACCAGUCCCAGCUGCCGCAGGAGCACAGCCCUGAACUCUUGACAUCCAAUUAAUGUGGCACACCAUGGCCAACCACCUCAUUUUUUUUUUUUUUUUUUAAAUAUAUUUUUUAUUUUUCCCCCCUCAUGUUUGACUGAGGGCCAUCCAGCAACUGGCACUCCUGAGUUGUCACACAGAAGGUGUCGUGCUCUCUGGAAUUUAUUUUUAUUAUGUUAUGUAUAACAGAGAAAAAAAACAAGCAAUUUAGGAUUUUUUUUUUGUUUUGUGUUUUUUUUUUUGUUUUUUCCUUCUCCGUAAAAUAUAUAUUCAUGCGGACACACAACAAAAAAUGUACGUUGGAUCUGUGUCUGGAUGAAGUGUAGCUGCUUUCUUUCAUGAUGACUGUUUAGAAAUGCAACUACGGUGUAGAAAUUAAAGAAAAGGAUAAUAAAAUUUAUUUUAUAUGUCCCUUAAAUAUAUCCUUGUUGGAAGCUGUUUACUGCAAGUGUAGGGGAAAGGGGGCCUAAAUUUUGGAUGUUCCCAAUAAAAAACAAAUCCCUUUUAAUGUUGAUUACUUUUUUAUUAACACCAUACUUGGGGAAAAAGUCACAAGUCAUAUAGUUCUCUUGUCAGUAAAGGAUUUUUUUUAUUAUCUCUUGCCUCUAGAGAAUUAAAAUUUAACUGAAUUACAACUGUUUCUUUGGGAUAUUUGUAUUUGCCAAAGCUUAUUCAAUGACAUUUUUGUAAAAAUGG
Polypterus senegalus (gray bichir) is the source of this 2143-nucleotide messenger RNA. Its product is annotated as STKc_CK2_alpha domain-containing protein. The record is from RefSeq and is a predicted model, not a curated record. Gene Ontology annotation, biological process: protein phosphorylation. Gene Ontology annotation, molecular function: ATP binding; protein serine/threonine kinase activity. The coding region runs from base 267 to 1445 and encodes 392 amino acids. NCBI's taxonomy places the organism in Eukaryota, Metazoa, Chordata, Cladistia, Polypteriformes, Polypteridae. The transcript is spliced from 14 exons. Gene Ontology annotation, cellular component: cytosol; protein kinase CK2 complex; nucleus.